Messenger RNA from Trichoderma asperellum CBS 433.97, 798 nucleotides. RefSeq lists its product as uncharacterized. The record is from RefSeq and is a predicted model, not a curated record. Gene Ontology annotation, biological process: transcription by RNA polymerase III. NCBI's taxonomy places the organism in Eukaryota, Fungi, Ascomycota, Sordariomycetes, Hypocreales, Hypocreaceae. Gene Ontology annotation, cellular component: RNA polymerase III complex.
AUGUCAAGAGGUGGUGGGCGAGGAGGAGGCCGAGGAGGCAGGGGAGGAGGCAGAGGAGGACGGCCGGGUCUUCCUUGGGAUGACACAGAUGAGCCUGAUGCUCGGCCCUCUGAGCUGUUCCCACCUUAUGUCGUCCCGACAGCUCGCGACCUAAACACCACAGAAUACAACGGCGUUCAAUAUUUCCUCCUCCUCCGUCACCAGAUCCAUUCAUCGCCGCUAUAUACAUCCAAACGAACCUCCCUCAUCGAUCCCAACGCGCCGCGCAAAACCUACGGCCGCGACCAGAUGAACGCCCUCUACGACGUCAAAAGCAAAGCCUCCGUCGAUCCCUUCAGCGCAAUGCCAACCUACUCACAGCGCUUCUCCCGUCCGGAACGCGCACUCCCAGAAUGGUCUUCCCGGCCGGUAUGUCGAGAAAUGUAUCCACCUGAGCUGCUCGACACGGUCGACUCCGCAGAUGCCAGUGGCGUGAGGAAGAGGCGUAAGCUGGAGCUGAGCAAAGUAAAUGCUCUGCCGAAUGCGGAAGAGGCGUUUGGCAUGCCUGCUAUCGAGGGCGAGGACGACGGCGUGCCGGUCGAUGGGAAACAUAUUCUGGAAAGGCUGGACGCCCUGCGGGAUGACGAGGGUGAUGACGUUGGCGACGCGGAAGACGACGAGGGGCUGGAGGAGGAGGAGGAAGAUGAGGUCUACGAUGAUGAAGAUGCGGGUGACUACGAUGCCGAAGGAUACUUUGACAAUGGUGACGAAGGCGGCGAUGACUACGGGGAUGGAGAUGACGGCGAAGGAACAUAUUAA